This is a messenger RNA of Candida tropicalis MYA-3404, 753 nucleotides long. RefSeq lists its product as uncharacterized. Lineage: Eukaryota; Fungi; Ascomycota; Pichiomycetes; Serinales; Debaryomycetaceae. The transcript has a single exon. Gene Ontology annotation, biological process: SCF-dependent proteasomal ubiquitin-dependent protein catabolic process. Bases 1 to 753 code for a protein of 250 amino acids. Gene Ontology annotation, molecular function: protein binding. The record is from RefSeq and is a predicted model, not a curated record. Gene Ontology annotation, cellular component: SCF ubiquitin ligase complex.
AUGGUGAAUGGGAUCGGGAUCGGUGGCAAUCUCAAGGUAUUAAGAAUGAGAUCCAAUUGGGAGAUCAGUGCCAUGGCAAUAAUGGACUUGUGUUUCCCCGGCCAGUGUCUCCGCGAGAUUGAUUUGUCAAACUGCCGAAAAGUCGACGACGAUGUGGUUGAAAGACUACUACAGAAGAACGACCUUAAAAUUCUCAACUUGGGAUACUGCAAAAGCGUCAGUGACCGUGUGGUUCCAUAUUUCUACAACCUUGAAAGCUUGGACUUGACCAGAUGUUCGGGAAUCACCGAUGCCGGUUUCACAUCCCUCCCGUUUCUGCCAUCACUACGCAAACUCAGUCUCCAGCAGUGCAGCUACCUCACAGACAAGGCCAUGCACGCAAUAGUCAACCUGGCCAUUAACCUUGAGAUAUUGAACUUGAAUUUCUGCUGUGGUCUCACCGAUGGGUCGGUCUUGGCCAUAUCAACAGGGUUGCCAUACCUUCGAGAAAUAGACUUAUCAUUUUGUGGGCUGGCGGUGAGCGACUCGUCGUUGGCGUCUUUAUCAUUAUUGCAUUACUUGGAAAAAGUACUCCUUCGUGGGUGUAUCAGAGUAACAAGAGGUGGCGUCGAUGCGUUGCUUACAGGAGCAGCAACAUAUAUCGAUAUUGGACAGUGCCGUAACGCACACAUGUACCCAGGAAACAUACCAGCUCCAGUAUUUUCCACCCAGUGGGUAAAAGUGGCAAACAAAAUAGUCUACAUAGAGAUGUAA